This is a messenger RNA of Thelazia callipaeda (thelaziosis nematode), 195 nucleotides long. Lineage: Eukaryota; Metazoa; Nematoda; Chromadorea; Rhabditida; Thelaziidae. The record is from the annotation of a GenBank genome assembly.
AUGGACAAAGGUGAUAUUCAACGAAGUGUAGAAAGUUUGCGACACCAGUUAAAUAUUCAAAGAAUACCAGUAUCACAGUCUGCCAACGAAAUGAAGCGAUACAUCGAAGGACAGCAAGAGAACGACCCAUUAGUAAAUCCAGUCGACAAACGAUAUAACCCAUGGGCAGAGAAGUCAAAAUGUCAAAUUUUGUAG